GUCACCCACAUUCGCAUAUUUGGUACUUUUGUUCCCUUUGACAGUUCUUGUGCAAUUAUUUAUUAUUGCCCAUUGCAUAUGCCCCUGCAAAUUCUCUAUUCCUUUCCACUAAAUCCACAAUUACACAACUCUUUUUCAUGCCAUUGAAAGAUCCAAAGUCAACACAGAUACCCAGGAAACAGAAGUUUCCCACAGAAAGCGAGUCAAUUAUCAAAUGCUUUUACUUGUAGUGCAACAAAAUUUUUUUAUACAAAAUAACCGUAUGUCCUGCAAAGCAUAAUCCCAGAAGUGUGAAGCCAUAUUCGAAAACUUAAACAUCGAGUCUACCGAAUUUCAUUUCUCUACGUUUUCGUCUUUGUCUCUUUCUGUCUUCUAUCCCUUUUCGCCUUCUUCUAUAUGAUGCCUGAAGGGGUAGCGAUUUAAAUCCUACGCAUUUCAAACUUUCUGUUAUUCUUUAGCUCAAAUUGUCCAUUGUUCGCUACUUUCCACUGCAGCACAUAUGCACUUUGAUUGAAUAAGAUAUAUGGGGACCGAGCCAGGGUUGAGUAAUUUAUGGUGGAAUUCAUGGAAAGGUGCAACAGAAACUGACAAGGCAGCAAUUGGAGUUUUAGCAUUUGAAGUUGCAAGUUUGAUGUCCAAGGUCGUCUAUUUAUGGCAUUUUUUGAGUGAUAGGGAGAUACAUAAGUUGAGGAAAGAGAUUGUGAAUUCAAUUGGGAUUCGAAAGCUUGUAGCUGACGAUUAUAAUCAUGUUAUGGAUCUUGUACUAAAUGAGAUAAUGGAGAAUUUUGGACUUGUAUCAAGAUCUGUGGCCAGGCUAGGGAGGAGAUGCCUUCCUCCCUUUUGCCGUUUUGAACAUUUUGUUAACAAUCCACUUCAGAACAAUCUUGAAUGGUUUGGGUGGGAUUAUAGAUUGAAGAAGAUGGAAAGGAAAGUGAAAAAAAUGGAGAGGUUUGUUGCAGUUACUAGGCAACUGUCUCAAGAGCUUGAAGUUCUUUUAGAGCUUGAGCAAACUCUUAAGAGAAUGCAGGCAAAUUCUAAUCUAAGUCGAGGAAAACUGCUUGAGUAUCAGCAGAAGGUAAUGUGGCAUCGUCACGAUGUGAGAAAUUUACGUGAGAUGUCUCCAUGGAUUAGAACUUAUGAUUACAUUGUCCGGCUUCUGGCAAGAUCACUCCUAACAAUACUUCAGAGGAUCAAGCAUGUUUUUGAGAAUAGCCAAUUGCUAUCUCAGGAGGGAAACAAUGAACAUAAACAUAUGAAUCCUAAUUGUGUUCUUUGGAGCCGUUCCUUUUCUGCUAUGCACUCAUCAAUACAUCCUUCAGAUGGUAUUUUAUGUAGAUUCUCUUCAGGACCUCUGGGGAGGUUAGAUUCAAAGUCAGGAAUUGUGGCUGAGAAGAAUAAAAUAAACAAGCAGCUACUACUUCAUCAUCAAUCAUCCACUCUACAUGGAAAGCACCAUCACUUGAGAAACAGCUGGUUGGCUCAUGUUGGACCUUUUAAAGAAUGCGUGAUAAGCGGUACAGAGUCUCCUCUUCCGCAGGGCACUUCUGAUUAUAUGAAAAAUGUUGGCAAAAUGGAAAACUUGAAUACGGGAUCUCUUACUUGUAGCAAUAGAAUUUAUUCCAAAUCAGCCCUUUUCAGUUCCAAGUGUGGAUUGUUGAAUGCCCCUCCAUCUACUCUUGGUCAUGCUGCUUUAGCUUUCCACUAUGCAAAUGUGAUAGUAUUGGUUGAGAGGCUAGCUUCAUCACCUCACAUGAUUGACUGUGAAACAAGAGAUGACCUGUAUAAUAUGUUACCCACAACCAUAAGAACUGCUCUGAGAGCUAGGCUCAAGGCUUCUGACAAAACUCUAGCUCCAUCUGCAUAUGAUGCUUUCCUUGCAGCAAAAUGGAGUCUCAAACUCAGAAGCAUAUUGAAAUGGUUGUCUCCACUGGCUCAUAACAUGAUAAGAUGGCACUCUGAGCGAAAUUUCGAGAGGGAGCAAGAGGUUUCCAGGACAAAUGUGCUUCUGGUGCAAACACUCCAUUAUGCAAAUCAAGCAAAAACUGAGGCUGCAAUUAUAGAGCUUCUUGUAGGCCUCAACUACAUCUGCAGGAUUAAUCAAGACCUGAAUGAAAAAGGCUGGCCAGAGACUUCGGUGUAUAGAAUUAAUAAGUAGUACUCUUUCCGCCCCAUAAAAAUAAGCUUACUUCCAUUUUCUCGUACUUAAGAAAAUAUAGCUAAAUAGUAAUAAUAAAUUUUGUUUAGAGUUUUUCUUA
Messenger RNA from Hevea brasiliensis (rubber tree), 2255 nucleotides. RefSeq lists its product as uncharacterized. The record is from RefSeq and is a predicted model, not a curated record. NCBI's taxonomy places the organism in Eukaryota, Viridiplantae, Streptophyta, Magnoliopsida, Malpighiales, Euphorbiaceae. Bases 524 to 2155 code for a protein of 543 amino acids. Gene Ontology annotation, biological process: positive regulation of growth. The transcript is spliced from 2 exons.